AUGCAAAGAUCCAGAGCGACGUCGGACUCAUCGGUCGAUUUCCUGGUGCUGCAGAAGUUGCGGGAUAAGACACACGCAUCCAGAGCGAUGCUGAUCGAACAGCUGAACAAGGAGCUGACCGAAAUGGUGGAUGAAUGCUUCACUGACAUCAGCAGCCUCUCGUCCCGCAACGGACGAUUGGAAAGUCCCUCCUCAGACGUCCUCUACACCAACAGGAGGUUCUCCACUUCGAAAGCGGGCCAGAACGUGCUGCCGAGCAAGCAGUUCGUCCCAAGAGACUCGUUGUUGACCGAGCUAUUUCGCAUCAACCACUUUCAGACCAUCUUUCACAUCUUUACGGCAAUUCUCGUGAUCCUCUUCAUGGACAACAUUCUCGCCGAUCUCCUCGGAGAGCGAGGGCAAGUCCCGAUAAACUUGAGGUUUGAUUUGUUCUUCUAUACAUUUGGGAAUUUUCUCACCUCACUGGGCAUCUGGUUAUCAAUGAUGUGCUCCACAUUCUUGAUUUACCCUGCUUUCCACUCGUGGGCAUCCUCAGACCUCCCCAGAAGUAGUAAGGAUUACUUCAUGCCUGGCUACUAUGGUUGCACAAUCAACAUGUAUUUAUUUGUGUCAUUAGGAUCCUGGAAUAUAGUAUUUCUGUGCAUAUUCAUUGGGUAUUUGGUGGCCUUCAUUUACUCUCCUGUUUAUCACUUGCUGGACAACAAUCUUCCCCCGGCAUCUUCUGCCAUCGUGCUCAUGGAACAGGCUCGCCUGUUGAUGAAGAGUUAUGCAUUUGUUCGAGGGAACAUUCCUCGUGUCCUGCAGCAUCAUGCAGCAAACAAGGAGGAGAAGUCUGUUCCCUGUCCUGCAUUUCAUCAGUUCCUCUAUUUCCUCUUUGCUCCAACUCUUGUCUACAGGGAUUCUUAUCCAAGGACAAAGGAGAUCCAGUGGAAAUUUGUGUUUAGCAAUUUUGUCAUCGUACUUGCCUGUGUCUGCUGCAUCUACUUUGUGUGUGUCCGUUACACCCUGCCCGUGUGGGGACAUUUUGGUCAAGAACCUGUCUCCAUUCGCUCGAUCUUCCUCUCUAUCUUUGCUGUCAUGAUUCCUAGCACUCUCAUGGCUCUAGCCAGCUGGUUUUGUCUUCUCCACGCGUGGCAAAAUGCAUUCGCUGAGAUGCUUCGCUUUGCCGAUAGAAUGUUUUAUAAGAUGCCAGAAAUCAACUGCUCAAUAUCUGCUUCACAAUGUUAUCUGUUUCUUCAUCAGGACUGGUGGAACUCUGGCUCGUAUGCACGGUAUUACCGGACGUGGAACAUCGUGGUCCACGAUUGGUUGUAUGAGUACAUCUACAAGGACCUCUAUGAAUCAGGCUGGUUCAAGAACCGUGCCAUCCCCAUGAUGGCUGUUUUUGGUGUCUCCGCAAUCGUUCACGAAUACAUCCUGGCUGUCGUCUUUCGUUUCUUCUUUCCCGUCCUCCUCAUCAUGUUUGGCUUUUUUGGAGGGGGUUUGAUGUUCUUGCCGAGAUGGGAGGGGUCUCGGGCAUGGAAUGUUUUUCUCUGGGCCUCAUUUUCCAUUGGUGUUGGGACACAGUUCAGCUUUUACAGCAUGGAGUGGUACUCUCGCAUCAACUGUCCUCAGUACUACCAGGAAUGGUAUCUGGAUAUGCUAGUCCCAAGGUGUCUGACCUGUCAUUUGGAUCGAGAUUGGGGUAACAACUCACUUUUCUCCAUCAACAAGGCUCCUGUCCAUUCUGAAUUGUGAUCAGGAAGGCAAGAGGCUCAAAACCAGUCACUCAAUGCACUGAGUAAAUUUUCAGCGCAAUAUAUCCUGGUCACCUUCUAGGUUUAGUUGUUUUUGUAUUUUUUUCUUUGCCUUUGUCCAACAGGGUAAGUAUUCACCUGCCCCAGCUCAAUUUUUUAGUUUCUUUUUUUUUUGUAUUUUGUGAAAACUGGGGCCAGAACAGGUAGUGUUUUGCUAUCUCAUACAUUCUUUUAUAUCAUGGAGUCUUGAAGAUGUUUUCACUCACUGCACUUCAUUCCUCAGAGUUAGUGUGGUUGAUUACUCAUGGAUCCUGUGAUUCUAGUUGGGAUGAAAUUAUACUAUAUAUCAGAGUGAUACGGCUGAAUGGUGCUCUCAGGUAUGGGUACUCCGUUCGACUUGAGAUGUGUGUAUUUUAUCGUAGAAAUCUAUAGCAUUUCCAGGGCAUCAAUAAUGCAUUCAGAAGCUUACAUGCUCUGCUGUACAUGUGAUCAUUCUCAAGUUAAUGAGAUUUUAUUGAUUGAUAAGGGUCUUGUGAUUGUGAUAUCAAUCAACUGCAUUUCAUUUGGAAAGUAUAGAGAUGCUAUGUGGAUCAGUGCAAUGUGGCUCUCAAGUAUUCUGGUCAGUAUAUUGCCAAGUAUAAAUGGAUCAACUCUCUCUUUUCUGCAACCUCUGGUUUUGUUCUUUGUAGACCUAAUAUGUUUUUGCUACAAUGUCUGUGC
Messenger RNA from Darwinula stevensoni, 2456 nucleotides. NCBI's taxonomy places the organism in Eukaryota, Metazoa, Arthropoda, Ostracoda, Podocopida, Darwinulidae. The record is from the annotation of a GenBank genome assembly.